GCGUUGAGAACAGUAUUUCUUUAAUUUUCGUUUACCGUAGUGAAAGAAGGUCAAGAGGAAAGGAGAAAGUACUAAUCUUUUCUUUUUCGAGAUUCUUUCAUCAUCAGUGAACGCAAAAUUAACUUUCUUCAAAUUCGAACGUUUAUUAAUCAUAACGGGUAGCUCGAUGUGAAAGUUUUGCCGACAGAUGCCCUCAUUGUCAGUUCAGUGAGCGAUCGUCUUGUUCGUGUGUGCUUUGAUGUAACAUGGCUACAAGCAAUACGGAAGAAAUCAAGGAGAUCGAACGGAAGGAGCAAGGGAUAAUAAAUUUUGAUGAAUUUCCACCAGAAGUUUUGAUCAAGCAUCCUUUACAACAUACCUGGACACUUUGGUAUUAUGAACCGGACAAAAGUAAAACAUGGGAGGAAAGCCAACGUGAGAUAACUAGUUUUGAUACAGCAGAAGAUUUUUGGAGUCUGUACAAUCACAUAAAGCCUGCAUCCGAGUUAAGACAAGGUUGCGAUUAUAGUAUGUUUAAACAAGGAAUCCGACCUAUGUGGGAAGAUGAUGCAAACAAAUUAGGUGGAAGAUGGCUAAUAAAUUUAGAUAAAAAGCAAAGAGCUAUGGAUUUAGAUCAUUUUUGGUUAGAAAUUCUUCUGUGCAUGAUCGGAGAAGCAUUUAAUGAAUAUUCAGAUGAUGUAUGUGGUGCUGUUGUAAACGUAAGGCUAAAAGGAGAUAAACUUGGUAUAUGGACAGCUAAUGCCAAUAGUGAAGAUAGCGUUAUGGAAAUAGGACGUAAAUUAAAAGAAAGAUUAAGGAUUACACCCAAAAUAACUAUAGGAUAUCAAGUACAUCAAGAUACUAUGAUUAAGAAAGGAAGUCAAACAAAAAAUACUUACACGGUCUAAGUACAGCAAGAAUUCUUGAUUUCAUAAAAAUUUCAUUGUUACAUAGAUCAUUGAAUAACAGGUAUCAAACAACUGAUGGACAAAUUGUCAUUGAUAUCGAUAAGAAUAUCAAUAUAUAAUUCAUUGAUUCGUUUGUUUAAAGCUGAGAAAAUAUAUAUAUAUAUAUAUAUACAUAUAUAUAUAUAUUUUUUUUUGUUUAAAUCUUAACUUCGUUUCCCCCAAUAAGCGAUUGAGCGAAAGUUAAUAAAUGGAUAUUAAAUAAAACAGAUUAAUAUUACAUUAAUAUAAAAACGUACAUUAAUGUAUAAUACAUAGAAGUAGUUUAUGAAAGAUACGCGCAGGCUGCUGUAUUUUUCUACUUUUGACAUAUAUAUGUUAUGUAUUUACAAUUUCACACAUUUAUCACUUAAAUACAUAAUUUCCUAUUGCAUGAAAUAAAGCUCAUUUCUAUUAUUAUUUCAAAAAAUAUUAUGGAUUUUAUUGUUCUUUUUUUUUCCCCUAUGUAUGCAUAUUGAAUAGUUUAUUAAAUUCAACAUUUCUUAAUUAGAAUAGUAAUGAUCAAUAAAAUGCAGCAUCUUGCUUUAUUCUUCUAAAAUGUAUUAAAGAUGUGUGAUGUUUACACAAUUGUUUGACAUACAAUUAUAUUUAAGUCUUUCUUAUAUAAAAUAUAUUUAAAAAAAAUAUAUAUUGCUAUAUGCA
This is a messenger RNA of Vespa velutina, 1586 nucleotides long. It is a transcript of the gene eIF4E4, whose product is annotated as eukaryotic translation initiation factor 4E-1A-like. NCBI's taxonomy places the organism in Eukaryota, Metazoa, Arthropoda, Insecta, Hymenoptera, Vespidae. The record is from RefSeq and is a predicted model, not a curated record. Gene Ontology annotation, molecular function: translation initiation factor activity; RNA 7-methylguanosine cap binding. Bases 246 to 887 code for a protein of 213 amino acids. Gene Ontology annotation, cellular component: cytoplasm; eukaryotic translation initiation factor 4F complex. Gene Ontology annotation, biological process: translational initiation. The transcript has 5 exons.